This is a messenger RNA of Metopolophium dirhodum (rose-grain aphid), 880 nucleotides long. Its product is annotated as ras-related GTP-binding protein A-like. The transcript is spliced from 6 exons. Bases 118 to 633 code for a protein of 171 amino acids. Gene Ontology annotation, biological process: regulation of autophagy; cellular response to starvation; positive regulation of TOR signaling. The record is from RefSeq and is a predicted model, not a curated record. Lineage: Eukaryota; Metazoa; Arthropoda; Insecta; Hemiptera; Aphididae. Gene Ontology annotation, cellular component: nucleus; Gtr1-Gtr2 GTPase complex; lysosome. Gene Ontology annotation, molecular function: GTP binding; GTPase activity.
UAUUAGAUAUGGCACGGCCGUCGACGGAUAGCGUCGCCGUUCCGAGACUCCGAAUGCUGUUAGACUUUAUUUUUGCGUCUUGUAAGUUAUGUAACUGUGAAGUUUUAAGACAAUAUUAUGAGUUAUACUAAAAAAAAAACACUAUUUCUUAUUUUGGUACAAAUAAAAAAAUUUGUUUGGAAAAUGAUGAGACAAGACAUUUAUUUAAAAAAAUACUUUGGCAGUAAACGAAACAAUAUAUUUCGCAACGUUGACAUCUUCAUAUUCGUGUUCGAUAUGAAGAACGAAAACGAAGAAUUAGCCAAAGAUUUGAAUUUCUACCAAACAUGUUUAAGUGCUAUUUGUGAACAUUCUCCUUCUGCCAAAGUGUUCUGUUUAAUACAUAAAAGAGAUUUGGUUGCACAAGAUCAAAGGAAAAAGUUAUUUGAAGAUCGUCAAAAUGAUCUAAUUAACAUUUCCAAUCCGGUAAACAUUACUUGCUUUAUGUCAUCAAUUUGGGACGAAUCAUUACACAUGGCUUGGUCAUCGAUUAUAAACAGACUAAAUGUUCAGAAACCGGAAGAAACAAUGGACAAAUUUACUUAUUUAAUGGAAUGCAAUGAGCUAAAACAAAAUAUUCCAAAUCUUGUUUGAGAUUUGGUAUUCAAAGUCAACCUAGUCAUUGACAAAAUCCAAUUUGAUACAUAUUUUUGAUUGUGACAACAGAUACCACUUCAAAAAUGAUUUUGGUUAACAUCAAAAGCUCCAAGCCAAAAUGUGCAGAAUUAUGACAAUAUUUCUGCUUACAGCCAAAAAACCAAUUAUUUUAUUAUAUUAUUUAACUAUUUUUAAUUAUUCUUGUUUUUUAAUAAGUUAUGACAUGAAGCAAUGUUUCAUUACA